Messenger RNA from Botrytis fragariae, 243 nucleotides. RefSeq lists its product as uncharacterized. The transcript is spliced from 2 exons. The record is from RefSeq and is a predicted model, not a curated record. NCBI's taxonomy places the organism in Eukaryota, Fungi, Ascomycota, Leotiomycetes, Helotiales, Sclerotiniaceae. Bases 1 to 243 code for a protein of 80 amino acids.
AUGAUUGUACGGAUUUGGCUUGAGGAACGUACGAUGUUAGUUAAUCAUUUGUUCAAAGAAAGAUCAGUUUAUGGCGGCAUGGCUUUCAAGUGCUUAGUGGUGCUUCGAGUCUUAUCGUUGCCGCUCUCCUUUAUAUCCAAGAUUAGAUGCCGACAGCUCAAAGCUUUGAUGGUUCCAAAGGACAUAUCAUCUGCAAUAGCAAUGAUUCUUUUCGCACGAGCCCUAGGAAGACCUUGCCGUUGA